Molecule: messenger RNA, 3954 nt
Organism: Meriones unguiculatus (Mongolian gerbil)
Lineage: Eukaryota; Metazoa; Chordata; Mammalia; Rodentia; Muridae
Gene: Dcun1d2
Product: defective in cullin neddylation 1 domain containing 2
Exons: 7
Coding region: 1274-2008 (244 amino acids)
Biological process (GO): positive regulation of ubiquitin-protein transferase activity; protein neddylation
Cellular component (GO): ubiquitin ligase complex
Molecular function (GO): ubiquitin conjugating enzyme binding; ubiquitin-like protein binding; cullin family protein binding
Source: RefSeq, a predicted model, not a curated record
GGCGCCGGGCGAGGAGAUCACCAGUUGCCUCCUCUGUUCUAAUGCCAAGAUCAGGCUGGGGGUCCCGGAGACUGGGAGGGACGGGCAGAACGCCUAGGAAGAGAAGGGUUAGCCUAGUAGAGUUGUGCAAAGGCCUGGACCAGGGGGCGGGCGUCUGACAGUUCCAUUCCUUGGACCCCUAGAGGGUCCACGCUCCGAAAGGCUGCGGGUGGAUUGGAGCCGAGGAAGACACGUUUUGUCUCUGGCCUUAGAGGGAUGUCUGCUUGGCUUGGAGUUUGUGUAGAGGAAACAGGGCAGAGGACCGAAGCUCAGAGAGGGAAGAGGGGAUGGAACGAAUACCGAGAAGGGUGAGGCUGGAAAACUAGAAGAUGUGAACCUAAAAACCAAGAAAUAGUAAGGUGUGAACUUAAAGAUCAAGCUGCCCAGGGACUCUUCUAAACGGCCGCUAGCAGACCCAGCGGCCAAGCCACUCAUCUAUAUGCAUGUGAACAGGAACAUAUCUUGGAAAGGAAAUGCUGGGAGGCUGAAGAUCUGGAAGCAUUUGGCUGAAGCGCUCUUCAGGCCUGCACAUGCCAAAGCACAGUUAACCUACAGUGGGCCACCAAUUUAUUUGAUCAAAUGGUUGUCCUGUGAGCCUUUUGCAAAUUGUCCUUAAGAGGAGGUAUUUUGCUAAGCGUCUCUGGAAGGGCAUUUUACAGAUGCUUUAAAAAAAUCUCAUAUAGGAUCACUUUCGUGCCCAGAUUGUGUGUUAUUUUUCACAAGAUAACAUAUAAAACGUUUGGAACAUUUCGUUCUGGCUUCCACUGUUCAGAAGAUCGACUUGUCCUGCUUUCUGUACAUCUCACUGAUUAUCACUUGCUGAAACAAUUCUGAACAGCUCCUGGUGCAUUUUGAGGAACUGUGAUGAGCUCUGUGGGAGACUAUGAAAACACAAAUCAGUGGCUGCAGGCACUUUUAACAGUAGUCUGUUGUAAAUUUAGUUUUGAAAUAUCUGGGAGUGAUGAAGAUGAGCCAUUGGGAAUGUUAAACAGUAUACCCACCAAAGGAUGACCCUGAAGGAGCAGUUAGUCUUCUUGAUGGCUUUUUAAUGUGAUAUUUUAUUGCAUUUUAAGACCCAAAGACCAAAAGAGUGAAGUGCUGGCUGAGCUGUGAGAGCUCCUUUUUCAGAGCACCUGAGUUCCAUUCCCAGCAUCCCGCAACUUAACUGCUUGUAACUCCAAAUCCAGGGAAGCAUAAGCUUAAAUCAGCUCAGAAGGACAAGGUCCGCCAGUUCAUGGCAUGCACUCAGGCUAGUGAGAAAACGGCUAUCUACUGCCUGACACAGAAUGAGUGGAAACUAGAUGAGGCCACAGAUAGCUUCUUCCAAAACCCAGAGGCGUUCCACCGAGAGUCUAUGAAGAACACCGUGGACCAGAAGAGGCUGGAGCAGCUGUAUGGAAGGUACAAAGACCCACAGGAUGAAAACAAAAUCGGAAUUGAUGGGAUUCAGCAGUUCUGUGAUGAUUUGAGCUUGGACCCUGCCAGCAUUAGUGUUUUGGUCAUAGCAUGGAAGUUCAGGGCUGCCACUCAAUGUGAAUUUAGCAAAAAGGAAUUUGUGGAUGGCAUGACAGAGCUGGGGUGUGACAGCAUGGAGAAACUGAAAGCUCUUCUUCCUAAACUAGAACAAGAGCUUAAGGAUUCAGCGAAGUUCAAGGACUUUUACCAGUUCACCUUCACCUUCGCUAAGAACCCUGGGCAGAAAGGCUUAGAUUUAGAAAUGGCUGUUGCAUACUGGAAGUUGGUAUUGUCUGGAAGGUUUAAGUUUUUAGAUCUUUGGAACACAUUUCUGCUGGAGCAUCACAAAAGAUCAAUUCCAAGGGAUACUUGGAACCUUCUCCUAGAUUUUGGAAACAUGAUUGCAGAUGAUUUGUCUAACUACGAUGAAGAAGGAGCCUGGCCGGUCCUUAUAGAUGACUUUGUAGAAUAUGCACGAGCUGUAGUCACAGGUGGGAGACGUGGCCCUUUCUAGGUGGAAAAGCCAGACAGAUGGAGGGUAGGAUGAGCCGUAUCCUGGAGGACCACUGGGUUGGUUGCUGUGUGCAUUUGUCGCUGACUUCAGAGUCUUCCUCGUCUAUUCAUGAAGCAGAUUCUGACUCCGCUUAAAGGCUACAGUGGCUCACGGCAAACACAGAGAAGCUCCUCGGGGUUAGGGCCGAGUCAUCAGAGCUAUUGCUUUAGGAGUCGCCUGCAUGACUUGUCUUUACAGAAUGCAACCUAGAACCUGUUUGCAAGGCUGAAAGCAUGCUGUUGAGUUCAUGACGUUAAGGUGAGCACCAGUGGUUUCCAAACUGGAAUCCCGCUAUACUUAUGCUUCAAAAUAGCAUCUGUGUCCUCAGAAUGAUGUAUCUUUUAUACACGUCCACGCUGUUAGAAAACGUGCCCUCAUAAAGAUGGCCUUCUCAGAGAGCCUACUGCUUUUAAUCUUGGUAUUCAAGAAUGAUAGUUUUGAAUUCUCAAAUCUCUAGAUUUACUAGAUGUUUUGUUUUCAUUUUCUCUAGAAGACAUUGUUGCAGUUUGCACAGGGAUGGCACAGGAUGUAAUCCAGCAGGUUCAUUUCAAACUGUUUACAAAGCUGGUGGGCCUGUUUUACUUCCAAUAAGGUUAUUAUUAGGCCUGGAAGCUGCCUCCUGAGAAGUUUCUUAUUUUUUUUAAUAUAUUUUAUUAUAUUCAAAAGGACAUUUUUCCAUGAGAAAUACUUCUUUUUGAGUGAUGAAUUAGAUUUACAAAUCAAACGCACUGGUUCCCUUCACCAUCUGCAGUUUCUGCAGUACCCAGUGUCUAGCCCUUGGAUAGCCAUAUGCAUUUGGAAGCAAAAACACACAUCCAAAAAGAAUCUACACCCAAUGCCCCUGUCGUCUUUGUCUGCACUGUGGGACUGUCCCGUGUCACUGUGCUUGUCACCGUCUGCUUUUCUGGUGUUUGUCUGGUCAAGAUCCACUCACGCACACAGGCACGGAGGGCCUGGAUACUUCCUGCUCAUCUGGUGUCAAGCUUUGAACAUCACUGUGCUGACCCUACCUCACACUUGCCAAGAUUUGGUGUCACAAGCGUGCCUUGCUGCCCAGCCUAAAACAUGGCCAGCGUGCAGAAAUGCUGGGCCCACUUCAGGACGGGGGACUGCUCAAUGCCUGUACACACAAGACAUGUCUUGAAUGUGCUGUUGGGGCAGCUUCUGGUCAGGGGACAUGCUCUGAGGCACGUGUGCCCUACAGUGAGGCGGACUGCUGCUGUCGACCACGGAUCUCAGAGGAAGUGGAUAUCGGAAUGGGAGGCCAGUCUCCACAAAGCCCACCCCUCAGUGUACGCCAGCACCAGCAACCUGUCAGCACAGGUCUGUGAAAGGGGAAGCGAGGGCUUCUCUGAGAGCAUGCGGAACCAAACUGACUUAGUGGGGCCGGGAAGACAAAGCCUCCUUCCAGACGUGUGGGCUCCCAACUCGUAGUUACCUUCUGUUCACAGACGUUUACAGACACAAGUAACUAUAUUUUGAAGGUCUGCAAUACGUUUUUAUUUUUAAGAUUUAAAAUUCUUCAGGAGAAGGGCCAGUGAUAGGAUUCAGCAGGUUAAGGCGUGUGCUGCCAAGCCUGAGGACCUGAGUUCAGUCCCUGGGACCCACAUGGUGGAAGGCGAGAGCUGACUUCCACAGGCUGUCCUCUGACCUCCACACACGUGCCGUGAAAUGCAUGUACUCCCCCUACACACACAUGUACUCACACAGUAAAUAAAGUAAAUAAAUAAGUGUAACUCUAAAACUCUAAAUUCUGUGGGAUUGUCAAUAGGCUGUGAAGUACUAGUAAUUGAUAAAGGCUUUUCAGAGAAUUGUGCUUUCUGUUUUAUUAUUUAUACUUGAAUUGUGCAUGUUACAGAAAUGCUGAAAAACUUCAGGAAUAGUAAAUAAAAUAUUUUCCCCGGUGU